Molecule: messenger RNA, 3585 nt
Organism: Acipenser ruthenus (sterlet)
Lineage: Eukaryota; Metazoa; Chordata; Actinopteri; Acipenseriformes; Acipenseridae
Gene: plcxd1.1
Product: phosphatidylinositol-specific phospholipase C, X domain containing 1
Exons: 7
Coding region: 923-1900 (325 amino acids)
Biological process (GO): lipid metabolic process
Molecular function (GO): phosphoric diester hydrolase activity
Source: RefSeq, a predicted model, not a curated record
ACUGUAACAUCUACUGAUGUACAUGCGAGAUAUGUUUUAAUUGACAGCAGCUGCAAAGAGAUUCUAACAUUACAUUAGCAGGGGCAUGGCAUCACCAACACAGGUGAGCAGACACUUCAAAGAUGAUACAAAACACGGGGUAACUGAUGACGGCGUCUGCAACUAAAGUAACGUAACUAAAAACGCACAGAAAUGCUUGAACAAGGACAUGACAACAAAUACAGUAGAAACGCUAUCCGCAUUUACUGUAGAAUGUAUGAGCUCGAUGGAAUUCAUAAUGGCAUCAUACACGCAGUAUUUUAAAUAUAAUUAUAUGUAAAUGCAUAUGUUGACUUUUUUUCUCAAAUACAGUAGUUAUUUAUUGCGCCAAAAUGGGAUCCUGCAGGCUUGCCCAUGGAUUCAUAUUGCAGUCACGCGAAGAACUGCCUUGCUCGCAGAUGAUUGGCUACAAGUAAUAGUGCAGUCCAAUUUGUCUGAGUUUAUGGUAAUUUUGUGGUGGUCCUGCAGGUGUAGUUUAAUAAUAAAUAAUAAUAGUUUAACAAUAAAACAACGUAAUGCUGCACAUGAGUACCAAUACAUUUUGUUUAUACUGUAUCCUUAUAGCAAGGUGGAAACGGCACGUUUCAAGUUAGGUCUCCUGUUUCACUUUUGUCUCCAUGGAGGUGACGCUCCCGACCUAACACAAAGAAAAGACCAGGCGUUUCCAAUUCAUGACAUACAAUAAUAUAACUUGCCAGCUGCCAGCAACACCGGCAUACAUUGCACCUAGUUACAAAUACGUUUGAUUUCAAGAACGGGUGUGUCACACACUUCAUGUCCAAUUAGAACCAGUAAAACAGGUUAUUAACGCCAUCAAUUGGGAAAUCCAGGAAGCAACUAGACUGCUGGAGUGGUGACGUCACUUAAACAUAUUUAAGAAAAGAUGAGUUCAGUGUCGUCAGAGUCUGCCAGUGGUGGAUUACUGAAAAGUUUGCAGACAGACAGAUGGAUGUCACAAUUACCCGACCAACUGCUGGAUGUGCCCCUGUACAAUCUUGCUAUUCCAGGAAGCCACAACAGCAUAACAUAUUGCCUGGAUAAGAACAACAGAUCCCCAGUUGAUCAUACUCAGCCAGAUUUCUUAAAGAAAUUGGAUAAAUACAUGAAACCCAUCAUCCGACCAUUUGUAUACAAAUGGUCCAUAACACAGGAAUCCACUGUGAAGGAGCAGCUAGAUGAGGGAGUGCGAUACUGUGACUUAAGGAUUGCUCACAAACCCAGUGAUGACUCCUGUGACCUGUAUUUUUACCAUGGCGUGUAUACUACUAUUACUGUUGAGGUUGUACUAAAAGAGAUCAGAGAGUGGCUGGAGGCACAUCCCAAAGAAGUUGUUAUCUUGUCAUUCAGCCACUUUCUUGGAUUAAAUCAAGAGCUCCAUCAACAUCUGAUUCAUUCAAUACAGAACACAUUUGGUCCAAAACUAUGUCCAAAAUAUGAGACUGUAACACUGAGGAAUCUCUGGCGCUUAGGAUACCAAGUGAUAAUAUCUUAUGAAAAUGACAUCAUGAAUUUCUACGAUGACCUUUGGCCACACAUCUCCUACUGGUGGGCUAACAAAUGCAAAGCAGAGGCCCUUAUUCAGGAGAUUGAGAGGAGAAAGCAGCAUGGCCGUCCAGCUGGAUUUUUUGUUGCAGGCAUAAACCUGACAGAAGAUGCUAAGUACAUUGUUUCUCAUCCAACUGAGUCUUUGAAUGGCUUGGUCAUGUCUACUUACCCGGUGCUGUUGGAGUGGGUUCAGAAACAGACACCAGGGCCCAGCCCCGGUGCCAUCAACAUCAUUGCAGGAGACUUUGUAAAAGAAGGACAGCUGGUCCCUGCUGUAAUUUCACUGAAUGAAGAACUUCUUAACUGGACUUCUUGAUAGGGUGGGAGCACUUUUUAGACUAGUAAGAAGUAAAACAUAGGAACUAAUAUUUACUGAACUGCUGUUAUAAACCCAGUUUUUCGUUUAUUGGUAAUUAGAAUAUUUAUCCCAAGAAGCACAAUCCCUCCAUGUAUUGAGAGAUCAUCUUGUUUCAGUUUAUUUGUGAUUACAAAACAAAUAUAAUUGCUGCACAGGACUGUGGAUUCAGGAGCCAACACUAAUUAGAUCUUUUCAUAAAGCAAAUCACAGCAUUUGCUCACAUUAUCUUAUUGAGAACUUCUAUUAAAUUGAUUUUUUUUUUUUUAAGAUUACUGACUAACAACACUUAAAAUGAGGAAGGAGGGGGUGGGGGAACAUUGAUGUAUUCACAAUAUUGUAUUACUAAAAAAAGCUUAUUUUUUUCCAGCUUGAAAAUGUUUAAUUUGUACAAGCAGGAAAAACAAAGAUGGGGUUAUAUUUUAACAAAAUGGGCUAAUUUUCCACAUACAGUAUUUUACAUUUUUAUUUUAGUUAAUAGUUAAUAUCGGUCACUACAAAACAAUACCACUAUUGUUUAUGAGACUUUAGUGAUCAGACUUUCUCUGUGGUGGUGUCUGUAGAACUGGAGCUUUCCAAUUUCUCAGGAUAUGCUCAGUGAUAGUGAAUACAAUCUUUUUAAUGUUUUGUGAAUGAAACACAAUGUGACAGAUAGUUAUGUUAUCCACAGCCUGUAUGACCAUAUAGCAGAACCUCAAAGUUACAAACCCCACACUGACUGAUCAACCAGACUGGAAACAUGCUAACUGUUGGAGACAUCAAGAUCAGAUGCCAGGAAUGUUACCAGUUAAACCACUCUUGGCUCAUUCUUUAUUAUUCCUAAUGGUUUAGAUGUUAUUAAUAAAGUACAAAUACAUUAAAUCAUUAGCCCACGUUAUAUGAGUGUUUGACUUUUCUCGAGACAUCUGUUUAUCAUGAAAUAAAUAUGGACAUGGUGCCUUUUUGUUUAUACAUGAAAAGCCUCUCAUUCCCUUUGGAACGCCUACUUUUCCCCGAACGCUAUGCAAAUGAAGGUGAGGUGGAGGGGGGGGGGGGUCAGAUUUAAAUUAGACAUGCUGACGGCCCACUUAGAUUCUCAUGAUGUUAACCUUGAAAUCCCCCAAAAUACUGUUUACAUGAGCAGAGAACAGUUUGUCGAGAAAGAUUCCACGUGUCAUCGUGUUUGACGUAAAUGGUUAUUAAAGAUCUGAUUUGCUGAUGGAUAGUGCCUGCUUUUUUAUUAUUAGUUUUAGUGUUUUUAGUAUAUUUUUAUUAAUAAUAAACUGGGCCAAAUCCGAGUGGUGGUUGAACAGGUGUUUGGGCUAUUGAAAGGGAGGUGGCGGAUACUACUGAAGUGUACUGAAGUGAAAUUAUUACUGCCUGCUGUAUCCUGCACAGUCUGUGCCAUGACCGUAAAGAGGUGUUCAGGCAAGCAGAGGAACAGCUACCUCAGCCUCCAGCAAGAAUUGCACAACAGUGAUACGAAGAGGGUCCUGCUAUUAGAGAUGCUUUGCUAUCUUUAUUUUUUGUAACCUGAUGGUGUACUUUUAUUUUGUAUCACAUUUUUGUUUCAUUAGCUUAUUUUGUAUCUCUUUAUACCAAAUAUAGCAUCCUCAUUUGCACUGUACUUGUACAACUGCUUCUGCUAAAUAAAGAAUUGGAAUAUU